CAAAAAAGCUGUCACAAGCUCUUUCCCUGUCAUUCGCCUACAGUUUAUCACUGAAAAAUGGGAAAAGUUCAUGAGGGGAACAGCGAUGCCAAAGGCAAGAAAACAGAGUUUAGCUUGGUGCGGGUCAAAAGUACAUGGAAGAGCAAGCUGGGGAAGAAGAUCAAUAAGGACACAGUUGACUGUGUCUCAGCUGCAAAAAUCUAUGAGAGCAUCACAGAUAGGGGCACCUCAUGGACCGUGGUCAGCCCCAUCACCUUUACUUACAAGGUCACUGAGACUCAUGGCUUGCUGGACCCAAGCAAUGACACUCUCUUGUUGGGCCACAUCACCGACCCACAGCAGUUGGAGGAUAUAAGAAAAUCUAAUAAGCCCAUCAGGCGUUUUGUAGUCAUUGACCAAGAAGUCUUUAAAAUCUAUGGCCCCAAGCUCACUGAUUACCUGGAAGCUAACGAUGUAGUGUACAAGAUCAUGCCCCUUCCAACCACAGAGGAGAACAAAUCCAUGGAAACAGCUCUGAAGAUCCUAGAAGAUGUUAACAACUUUGCUCUCGACCGCCGAACAGAACCCAUCAUUGCCAUUGGUGGAGGGGUUUGUAUGGACAUAGUGGGCUUAGCAGCAUCACUGUACCGCAGGCGCACCCCUUACAUUAGGGUCCCCACCACUCUCCUGUCCUACAUUGAUGCCAGUGUAGGUGCAAAGACUGGGGUAAAUUUUGCCAACUGCAAGAACAAGCUUGGGGCUUACAUUCCACCUGCUGCUGCCCUCCUUGAUCUGUCAUUUAUACAAUCUGUUCCAAGAAGACACAUCUCCAAUGGGCUAGCAGAGAUGUUAAAGAUGGCUUUGAUGAAACAUCGGGGCCUUUUCGAGCUUCUUGAGGAACACGGCUGUAUGCUGUUGGACACCAAAUUCCAGGCUGACAACACUUUAUAUGGGCACGACAGCAUUAAGGCUGCAUCACAGGCAACCCGUAUAGCUAUCACAACAAUGCUGGAGGAGCUAGCCCCAAACCUUUGGGAAGAUGAUCUAAACAGACUUGUGGAUUUUGGCCACCUUAUAAGUCCUGCACUAGAGAUGAAAGUUCUUCCAACUUUACUACAUGGGGAAGCAGUGAACAUUGACAUGUCUUAUAUGGUGUAUGUGUCCCAUGAGAGCGGCCUUUUAACAGAAGAAGAAAAGCAAAGGAUCAUAAGCUGCAUGGUUGGUCUGGAGCUCCCUGUCUGGCACGAGGAGUUCACCAUGGAGCUGAUCCAGAAAUCUCUACAAGACAGACUGAAGCAUUCUGGUGGUUUGGUCAGAAUGCCUCUGCCUGUUGGUUUAGGCCAAGCAGAAAUUUUUAACAACACAUCAUUUGACAUCCUGCACAGAGCUUACAUCAAGUGGUGCGAGGAGCUGAGUGUCUCUUCAGACAGUACCUGUGAUGCUUGAUUUCCACAUCCUACAUUUGCCUCAGUACAGUUUUUUUAAAUAAUGUGUUUGUAAUUAGAAAAGCAUAUCUAGUAUUAUGAAGUCUGUUGCUGAAUAGUUCACAUUGAUGGGGACGCUGUUGUUGUUACAGGUUGACUUGGAAAAUGCACCUAUGAUAUUUUCACAUUACAGCCACCAGGGGCAAAGGUGGGGCAGCUUUAUUUACGCUGACAGUAUUUCCAUAGAGUGGCUUUGGCCAUCAUCAGUUGGUAAACAAUAUUCAUACUGUCAUUUUUAAAAAAAAUAGUAAAUAAAACAGUUUUUGUUUCAUUGUUUCAGUUUUUUAGAAAGUUUUUUUAAUGGUCGUAUAAGGGCAGUAACAACAAAAUGUAUUGCUUGUUUGUCUUAUCCUAAUGCCUGAUGUCAAUUGUACUUACUUACAAUAAUAAAUACAUUUUUACAAUUACAAA
Molecule: messenger RNA, 1874 nt
Organism: Fundulus heteroclitus (mummichog)
Lineage: Eukaryota; Metazoa; Chordata; Actinopteri; Cyprinodontiformes; Fundulidae
Gene: eevs
Product: 2-epi-5-epi-valiolone synthase
Exons: 5
Coding region: 58-1425 (455 amino acids)
Biological process (GO): antibiotic biosynthetic process
Molecular function (GO): 3-dehydroquinate synthase activity
Source: RefSeq, a predicted model, not a curated record